Molecule: messenger RNA, 1663 nt
Organism: Cajanus cajan (pigeon pea)
Lineage: Eukaryota; Viridiplantae; Streptophyta; Magnoliopsida; Fabales; Fabaceae
Source: RefSeq, a predicted model, not a curated record
AAAGACAUCAUGAGUUAUUGAUACUUUAUUCCCUUUGGAACUUCCACAUGCUAAUGUAUUAAAUGUUCAAAGCGACACAAUUCAUUUAAAGAAAAAAUCUGACAUAUAUCUCUCUUUUUUCUUCUUCCUAGAAGGUUUUAUUACCUUGAACUUUUACAAAAUUUUCAUCUGACAAAUCAGGAUCAGAAAAUGUAGUCAAGAGGACCAAGUAAGAUCCCAUGCUUAAUGGUAAGUUUUCGAAGAAGAAAAGAAUACCUGUCUUCCCCCACAAGGCACUUAAUAUUGAGUUCCAAACCAGACAACUCAUGCAAAGUAUAUUUAACCUUGCUUUUCCUAGGUUUCUUCCCUUUCAAAUAAGCACCAACCACUGAUUAUUAGUUUGAUAACAAAGCAUUGCUAAUAAAAGGGGAGUUAGAUAUCAGAAAAUUCUUUCAUUAGAAUGGAAACUUUGAUGAAGCAGAUAAGAGGAGGAGAAAAAAGCUGAUCUGGGUGGUAGCAGGGAUCAGAAAGUUACAACAAAGAAAACUCCAUCCUUCAAAGAUAAGAAAAAGGUCCAGAGUUGGUUUCAGAGACAAUUUUCAAGAAGCAUGAGUCAUGAUUACGACUCAUUAGAAAUGGAGCAUGCCACAGCAGUAGCUGCUGCAACAUUUGCAAUUUUUUCACAGGAGAUUUCACAAAUUCCGCAACAAAAGAAAACGAGGGAUAAUCCAGCUUUGAACAAGGCCAAAAGCAAGGUGGAUGACACAAAACCUCCAAUUUUUCAGUUUGGUGGUACAUCCAAGCGAUUCUCAGGCUCAUUUAAACCCAUCAAUGACCAAGGUAACAAGGCUACUGAGGACUUAAAGAGGCCUGAAAAAGCCUUUUACCCUGGACCAUCGAUGAGAAGGAGUUCAACUUUUGAUGAAAAGUCAAAGAGCACCACAGAUAAUAGAAAACCUGUGAUCCUUGGCCCAAAGAGGACUCCAACUUUUGGUGAUGACCACUUGGUGAACACUGAUGAAAUACAACCUGAGACCCCACAACCAAAAGUUCCUCCACCAGUUCACCAGCCUGUGUCCUUAAGGCCGCUGCCGCCACCACCACCGCCGCCGCCGAUCAGGCAGAGUUCAGCUUCAGUGAGAGCAGGUGCCAGAGAAACAAAAGCAGAUGCUUGGGAGAGGGAGGAGCUGGAAAAGAUCAAAGAAAGGUAUGAGAAUUUGUUAGAAACAAUAGAUUCGUGGGAAAAGAGGAAGCAGAUGAAAGCAAGACGCAAGCUAAAUAAGUAUGAGCAAAGUGAAAGUCAGAAGAAAAGGGAGAAAGGGUUGAAGAAAUAUCAAGAUAAGAUGAGCUAUAUAAAUCAGAUUGCAGGUGGAGCAAGAGCUCAAGCAGAGGAAAGACGAAGGAAUGAAGUGUUCAAAGCAAAAGAGAAGGCAAAUAUAAUUAGAACAACAGGCAAGAUUCCAGGGCCAUGUUCCUGCUUCUAAUAACAACAAUUAUAUACGUACAUAUUACAUAACAUCACUGAGUUUGGACAUAACAAAUACAGAUAUGUAACUACUUGUUUCACAAUUCUAUGAUUUCUAACUGUACAGCUCUCAGUUCUCAUUUGUAGUGGGAUGAUUUUCCAUUAUACCUUAAAAAAAAAAUUAAAAAAAAAAAGGAGGGGAGAUCAGAUUCUGUAAAA